Messenger RNA from Actinia tenebrosa (Australian red waratah sea anemone), 2229 nucleotides. RefSeq names its product protein Wnt-10a. Gene Ontology annotation, biological process: multicellular organism development; cell fate commitment; neuron differentiation. The record is from RefSeq and is a predicted model, not a curated record. Gene Ontology annotation, molecular function: cytokine activity; frizzled binding. Gene Ontology annotation, cellular component: extracellular region. NCBI's taxonomy places the organism in Eukaryota, Metazoa, Cnidaria, Anthozoa, Actiniaria, Actiniidae.
UCCAAGGAAGGAUAGAAGGGAAUAUGCCCUCAAUUAACGGCUUAUGAUUACACCUCCAUUCCUAAAGCACUGCAAUAAAAACAUCCAGAGAGCUCACAAGUGCAUCUUUUCCGGCCCAUCACUCAAUGCCCUCAGAUGGAAGUCUGUAAAUCGAAUUUCAACGUGUGUAUGGCAGUUUUAUGGCUAUACGUUACUAGCUCUACAUAGACCAGAACCGUGUUUUACUGCGAUUGGAAGCCGUUCCUAAGUGGGCAAUCGAGCCGAUGCCAGCCAAGUUAUCGAACGAGUGGUUUCAACCACUUGAGUUCCAAAGCAGAUUAAAUUUUGGAAACAAGUCAUGGUAAAAACUGAAGUCAUCCCGCAUUAACCUCAACAUGGAGCUUAACUACGUUUAUGCUUUCAAAGUUGUACUUGUCCUAUUGCAAAUCCACUCAAAAGGAUGUUGCUAUGACAUUUUUAACUCCAACAAACAAUUCGAGGAUCCCAUUCUAAAUUCCAAUACCGUGUGCAAAAACACGCCGUCGCUGAAUCGAGAGCAGAUGAGGCUUUGUAAAGAAUUACCCGACGUUGUGGCGAGCGCUUUACAAGGAAUGCAGUAUGCUGUUCACGAGUGUCAGGCYCAGUUUCGUUACCGUCGCUGGAACUGUUCUUCGUUAGAGAUGAAGAACCGAAAUCCAAUGUCGAACCCUCUCCUAAAACAAGGGUUUCGUGAAACGGCAUUCGUGCAUGCUAUUGCAUCGGCUGGAAUAACCAGUGCUGUAGCCAAGGCCUGCAGCAUUGGCAAGCUUGCCACCUGUACAUGUGAUCAAUCGAUGAGAGGAAAAGGCGACGGUUGGCAGUGGGGUGGGUGUGGCGACAACAUGAAAUAUGGAGCCAAGUUCUCAGCACGAUUUUUGGAUUCGCGUGAGACUGGACGCGAUAUUCAUUCUUUAAUGAAUUUACACAACAACUUAGUUGGACGAAAGACAGUUAUAGAAAACUCGAAGACAAAAUGCAAAUGUCAUGGAAUGUGUGGUUCCUGCAGCGUGAAGACUUGCUGGAAAACUGUUCCAAACUUUCGAGAGGUUGGUGAUCUUCUGAUGGAAAAAUAUGACUUUGCAACGCUAAUACGCGUAAACAAUAGAAUCCGCAGCAGCAAGGUCAAACUAAGACCUGUAAGAAGAAAGUUCAGGAGAUCUGGUUUCAAAGGAGAAUUAGUUUAUUUUGAAAAUUCCCCAGAUUUUUGUAAACCUGAUAAUUCGUUACUCAUACAAGGAACAGAGGGACGCGUCUGCUCCAGGGACUCGUUAGACACAGAUAAUUGCAAAAGUCUGUGCUGUAGUCGGCCCUACGGAACCAAGAAACUCUCCGUCACCAAGAGGUGCAGAUGUCAUUUUAAUUGGUGCUGUUACGUAAUAUGUGACGUAUGUGAAGAAACGUCAGUUCUCAAUGUUUGCACGUAAAUUCAACAUUACCGUACCUGAAGACCCAACUUAGGCUUGAAGCUGCAAGGAAGCCUUGUAGUAUGAUUCAAAGAAACCUUAGACAAAUUGCCCAAAGUCAAAAAAGACACUGGAUGAUACCAUGCAUGCAAAGGGCCAAAGCAAGUGGGAAUGCAAAGGAAUAUGUGCAUGCCUCAUAAAAACGAAGGACACGGAAGUUAGGGUAAGGCGGUCAGGUACACAGUUUCCCCUGAAAAACGAGUGUGUGUCCCUUGUUUUAGUAAUCCUGGGGAAAAAAACGUCACAAAACAAAACAUUUGCUUCCUAUGUUCCUGAAAAUUAUAAUUUGUUCAGUGGGAGGUUAAUUAUUACAAAGUUUCUCUUUCAGCUCCUCAAUAAUAAUCUUUAAGAGUAUAUACAUAUACCYGUAAGAAAGAAAAAUAUAAAAUACAGCAACAUUUCCAAGAAAAGCAAAGAUGUUAUAAACAGCGCAAACAUGAAAACAUAUUCUAAUUUAUGAUAAAUAUAUAAUUGCUGUAUAUUACUUUGCUUUAUGGGUGAUUUUUUGUCCAUAGAGAUACCAAAAGCUAGCCAGGUUGAUCUUAUUACGAAAUACAUUUAUUGAUAACACAGACUAUUUUCAAGAUGUUUUCCUUUAAAAACCAAAAUGUAUUUUUAGCCAGUGAUCAUGAUUUAUGCUAUUAGCUGUUUUUGUUUAUGUUAUUUAGAAAAAAGCACUUACUGAAGCUCAAAAUGUUGAAGUYUUAGGUUGAUUAAAGGCAUAAAAUAAAAGGAUAUGGCGAUUGAA